Molecule: messenger RNA, 786 nt
Organism: Aricia agestis (brown argus)
Lineage: Eukaryota; Metazoa; Arthropoda; Insecta; Lepidoptera; Lycaenidae
Gene: Mthfs
Product: 5-formyltetrahydrofolate cyclo-ligase
Exons: 5
Coding region: 80-715 (211 amino acids)
Biological process (GO): tetrahydrofolate interconversion; folic acid-containing compound biosynthetic process
Cellular component (GO): mitochondrion
Molecular function (GO): 5-formyltetrahydrofolate cyclo-ligase activity
Source: RefSeq, a predicted model, not a curated record
AUAACGAUAACAUCAUUAACGUCUAGGGAAAAGAGUAUUUAAAAAUAUUUAUAUGCCGCGUUUAUCAGUCGCGUAGUCCAUGCUGGCUAGAGCAUUCGUUCAGGCAUUUUUUAGCACAUCAUCAAAAAUGAGCCGAACACCUGAUCCCGCCAAAGUUCUUAUAAGAGAGCAGAUCGCCAAGAAAAUUUCGGAAUUAUCCAAAGAAGAAAAGAAGCGGCAAUCUGACAUCGUAUAUAAUAAAAUCAUCAACCACCCUCACUACAAGGCAGCGCAGCGCAUCACGAUCUUUAUGAGCACAAGCGACGAGGUGGAUACUGCGCCCAUUAUCGCCCACAUCCAGUCCCGGGGGGCAACAGCCUUCGUGCCCCAAUACGCUGGGGGCAUCAUGAGGAUGCUGAAGCUGGAGCGAGGGGACGAAGACAAUAUGCCGCUCACCAGGCACGGGAUACAGCAGCAUAGCAAAGAUCAGCAGAGGGAAGAUGCGUUGGAUGAAGGCAUAGAUCUAAUAAUAGCGCCUGGGGUGGCAUUCUCCCGCGACGGCGGCCGUGUCGGCCACGGGGGAGGUUACUACGACAAAUACAUCACCAAACUACGCCAGGAUCCUAAGACUGCGCCUAAGGUCGUGGCGAUAGCAUUCAACUGUCAAGUUCUGGAUAAAGUUCCGAUGAAUGAGCUAGAUCAGAGAAUAGAUGAUGUUGUGUUUGCUGAUGGUUAAAUUAAGACACUAUCUUUUACUCAAAAUAUAAUUUUCUACGAACAAAACAAUGAUUUAAUAACUAUUUACCA